Messenger RNA from Guyanagaster necrorhizus, 1131 nucleotides. RefSeq lists its product as uncharacterized. Gene Ontology annotation, molecular function: protein binding. The record is from RefSeq and is a predicted model, not a curated record. NCBI's taxonomy places the organism in Eukaryota, Fungi, Basidiomycota, Agaricomycetes, Agaricales, Physalacriaceae. Bases 1 to 1131 code for a protein of 376 amino acids. The transcript has 11 exons.
AUGCCAGAGGAUAUUGCGAACCGUCUCAAGGAAGAGGGUGAUGCGCUAAAUUCGAUCAGGCUCUGGUCAAGUACACAGAGGCAAUCGAAAUUGACGGAUCCAAUGCCAUCUUGUGGGCGAACAGAAGCGCUUGCAACAGAACUCGACCCGACGUACUACAAAGCUUGGGCCAGACUUGCUAUUGCGAAAAAUGCUUUGCAGGAGUACCUCCCCAGCGCCUUGGCGUGGCAGCGCGCUCUGGACACUCUGCCAACUGAGAAUCUCACACCGAUGCAAGGACAGCAGCGUCAAGAGUACCAGAGCGACUCGAAGAAGCCACUGACCGCUUGCAUCGAAAGGCCAGCAAUGGCGAUCGAGGCGUCCGGAAAUACUAGGAGCAGCGUUUGGAUUCUGCAUGAAGCGUAUGAAGAAUUCGCAGAGGGCGUGCGGAUCAUGAAAGGAGUGACGGUUGAUGAGGGAGGAGGCUUGCAGCACCUCUCGAACGGGCCCGUCAGGGAAGAUCGCAUCUUCCAUCUGGAAAAAGAGUCGCUGUGGAUCAGUGCUUACAACCGACUCGGCACACUUGAACGCGAAAGACACAAUCCACGGCUCGCUGCCGGGCCUGAUUAUGUGAAACGCGAGGCCCCCUCCCGACUGGCCGAAAAGGGAUGGGAAGUUGUUCGUCCAGACGUCGACCUAACUAUCCGGUCAGUCUCCAUCCUUGUUUUCGAACCUCGUCCGACUGUCGUCUCAAAAGUUCUGGAUUCUUCGGGUCGAUGUCUUGAGGUCCUCGAGUGGGGGCAGGAUCUGUGGAAAGAAGUUCCGACAUCUGUGCGCGGCGAGGUUUCUGAAGAGACGUUCAUUCGGGGAUUACGAAAUUUGUAUCUGGAGUCGAUAUUGGUGUCCUUCGGUCUUGAUCGACGCGAUACGAUGCUCGUGGAGAAGCUGACGGCAGAGGCAGAUAUUCUGCUGAGGAGCCUAGAGGCGGACUCGGGCGCUCGGGAUGAUGUAGACCCGGGGUUCAAGUUGUCGUUUUACGAUUAUUGUCGCGGAAAUGCCUACGCUUGCAAAGCCUUCGUCCACUCUGAUCUUGCUAAACGCGGAUUGUCCGUAGAGGAGAACAACCAGCUCGCGGGGGAGUACUACCUGUAG